GGUAUAGUAAUUGUGACUUAUUCACACUAUAUACAUUUGGCUUCCGCAACAUGGAAGUGUUAAAAGAGUUUGUCUACUUUUCCAAUUAUUUUUUGCGGUGGUUGAUUCGAGACUUCCCAUGACUUAGAACAUAGUUUCUAUCUUAGCUUCCAAAGUUAAGAGAUUGGAAGCUGCACGUAAAUUUAAAGAUGCAGUGAGUUCUUUCUCUAUAAACUUGAGGGGUUUAGCUGAAAAAUGCAGCGAGUUCUUCUCCUACUUUUGCAAUUGCGAUGGUUGAUUCGAGACUUUCCAUGACUUGAACCUAGUUUGUACACACACACUUCCAUCUAGUUGGGUAAAUAAAAAGAUCGAGAUAGAGUGAAGAAUACCAAACAUCCCGAUUCCAGUCGGUAAUACAUUUUAAAGGUACUAUCCGUUACUAGUAAUCAGUAGCUGCAGCAUCAGUGAAAAAAUCUAGUGAAGCCUAUGAGACUCUUUCACUAAUCGCCACGUGGCGGACAUGCAACCAAAAGCUUAUGUUAUUUUCACAAGGCACGUUUGGUCCUUUCGAUACUCUUAAGAAAUACAGUACUUCUUCCUGGCGGCGUUUCAGAUGUUUUGUCAAUUUACUUUUGGGUACUUCGAUGGAACGCGUGAUGUGUUUUGCAUGAGCAUUGGUGCCGUCUCCCUUAAACUUUUCAAUGCUUUGGAACAAAACCAAGAUUGGGAGCCCCCAACUCUUUCACCAUGCUUCCCUUUUUCAUUAUUGGAAAUAAAAUGAAGUCAUUAUAAACAUUGAUUUUCUUUUCUUAUAACACAAUCAUAAAAAUGCUGUGUAGUAAAUUUCACUUGACUCUCUUAAUCUUUUGAAUUUAGUUGCAAGCUAAGUAAUAUCUCCUUUUAAAUGGUAAAGUGAACCUCUAGGAUCUGAAAGUAACUGCUAAAAAUAAAUUGAUCAUUGUAUGUAUAUUCAAACGUAAAAACCGACAUACUUUGAAAUGGUUUGAAGCCCUUUUUUUUUUCUUUCCCGAUUAUAGCAUUUGCCUCAGAAAUCUUAAGAAAGUGUUUCAUCCAAUUUUAUUUGAACUUUUUGCAAAAAACUGUUUUUCAACUAAUCACCAGAAAGGGAAGAUCUCCAAUUGAAAAAAACAGAAAAACUUAUUCUUUUUGGUGUUUGAUUGAAAGUUUUUCUAAUAAAAUUUUGAAAAAGUUUCUGAAACAAAAUUUACAACUUAUGACAAAGCUGUAUUACGGAAAUCAAGUCCCAAAAGAAGAUUUGGAGAGAUGAAUGUGUUUAGUCAACCCUCAACAAAAAAGGAAAAGGUCAAUAACUAUAGUGAUAGAAUGAAACAGAAGAAAUAUAGGAAAAGAAUAAUAAAUACACACCCUUCUGCUUCUCUCUCUCUCCUCCCCGGGAAAUGACAACUGAGCCUCAUGCAAUGGGAAUGCGCCUCUCUUCAUUCAACCUUUUUGCUUCCCAAUUACUCAUUUUCUUUCCUCUAUCAAAACUCUCUCUUUUCACUUUCAGUUUCUGUUCUUUCUCUAAUGGCUUCUUCGCAGAACCGUACCCUCACAGCUCUUGUCAUUUUCCAAAACUUCUUGUAUCCUGUGAUGUUUAGGUCGGUGCAUGUAUACCGAACAGAAGGAGGAAAAGAAGAAAUGGAAGAGAGGGAGUAUUUGUUUCAUGAAACCAGUAACUUUGAGGAAACUGGGUUUGCUCCAGUUAUCACAUUGCACAAAUUUGAUGUCUCUGCUCAGUUUGUGAGGAUUGAAAAUGGUGUAUGGAAAUGCAUGUUUGUGUAUGACUCGGGACGCCAUCAAUCCACCAGUACUAAUGCUAGUCCUGACUGGCUUUCGUUUGCUGAAAACCCUAAGAUGGAUUUUAUACCAACAUUAGCCAAUGAUCUGCGUGCUAUAUCUGAGUUAGCACUAAAUGUCGAAUUCAGGGAUUCAUCGGGAAGGUCAAGCACUGAGGAAAGUGGAAGUAACAAUAGUAAAAGCAAUCAGCCAGACGUGAAACGCUGCGUGCCCUUUCUGGAUCUUAACUCUCUCCCUUAUUCAGACUCGGACAUUGAAGAAAAUGACCAAAAUGUGUCAGAGAACAAGAAACGGAGGGCGGGAACCAAAGACAUAGCAAGACUCGCUUUGGAAGAUCUUUCCAAGUACUUUGACCUUCCAAUUGUGGAGGCUUCAAAAAGUUUGAAGGUUGGACUUACAGUACUCAAAAAGAAAUGCAGAGAGUUCGGCAUCCCUCGAUGGCCACAUAGGAAGAUCAAGUCUCUAGACAGUCUCAUACAUGAUCUCCAGGAAGAGAUGCAACGACAACAGGAGGAAGACGAGUUAGCAGCUAUCGCAGUGGAAAAGAGAAAAAGAAUGAUAGAAUAUGAAAGAGAAAGCAUAGAAAAGAAGCCUUUCAUGGACAUACAGAAGGAAACUAAAAAGUUUAGACAAGAUAUCUUCAAGAGAAGAUAUAAAGCGAGAGUUCUUGAGAACCAAUGUCGAACGUUACCACUGUUCUAGUGUAUCGAACAUUAGAUAGUUAAAGGAGCAUCGGAGAAAAUGUAAGUAUACAUUAGCUAGCUAGCCUUUUCCCAGAGAUGUCAAUCCUUCCCAUCAUUUUCCACUUCCCUGGUGGCGCAUUUUUGUUAUUCUUCAACUCAGCGUCCUGUUCUGAGGGUGUUUAAGUGAACAGCUUGAUCAAGUUAUUCAUAGGACAAUCUGUGAUUUGUUGUUUAACUGAUGGUUUUGUUGCCGCAAACUACGCUUAAUUGACUAACUGUUGAUGCCUUAUUUUGUUGUCAAUUCAGCAUAAAAUUUAACACUGUUGGGAGCAAGGAGGUUGAUUGUUUUGA
This is a messenger RNA of Nicotiana tabacum (common tobacco), 2831 nucleotides long. The record is from RefSeq and is a predicted model, not a curated record. Lineage: Eukaryota; Viridiplantae; Streptophyta; Magnoliopsida; Solanales; Solanaceae.